GCCGGGAGGAAGGCGAAGAGGCCGGUGCGAACGUGGUGCGGUGGCGGGGGGGUGUGUGCCCCAGGUUUUUGGAGCCCUGAGGGAUACAGCAGUUUGGACAAUAUUGUUUUAACAUGCUUCAGAUAAAUCAGGAUGAGUCCCUUCCAAUAGCAGGGAGUAGGGAAAGGUGAGCCAGCAAAAGAGACAUAGAAACUGUGUCCAAGUCAUUUUCUGGGACCAGGGAUGGAAACGGAUUCUUCUAUGGAGAGACUUGCCUUGGCAGCUUCUCUCCAAGAUAAAAUGGCAACCCCCAAAGAGAAAACUCCAAUGUGUCUGGUAAAUGAGUUAGCCCGUUUCAAUAGAGUCCAACCCCAGUAUAAACUUCUGAAAGAAAGAGGGCCUGCUCAUUCGAAGAUGUUCUCAGUGCAACUGAGUCUUGGGGAGCAGACAUGGGAAUCCGAAGGGAGCAGUAUAAAGAAGGCCCAGCAAGCUGUCGCUAAUAAGGCUUUAGCUGAAUCUACGCUUCCCAAACCAGUUCAGAAGCCACCCAAAAGUAAUGUUAAUAAUAACCCAGGUAGUAUAACUCCAACUGUGGAACUGAAUGGGCUUGCUAUGAAAAGGGGAGAGCCUGCCAUCUACAGGCCAUUAGAUCCAAAGCCUUUCCCAAAUUAUAGAGCUAAUUACAACUUUCGGGGCAUGUACAAUCAGAGGUAUCAUUGCCCAAUACCCAAGAUCUUCUAUGUUCAGCUGACAGUAGGAAAUAAUGAAUUUUUUGGGGAAGGAAAGACUCGACAAGCCGCUAGACACAAUGCCGCAAUGAAAGCCCUUCAAGCACUGCAGAAUGAACCUAUUCCAGAAAAAUCAGCUCAGAAUGGCGAAUCAGGAAAAGAAAUGGAUGAUGACAAAGAUGCAAACAAAUCUGAGAUCAGCCUAGUGUUUGAAAUUGCUCUGAAGCGAAAUAUGCCCGUCAGUUUUGAGGUUAUCAAAGAAAGUGGACCACCACACAUGAAAAGCUUUGUCACUCGGGUGUCCGUGGGUGAAUUCUCCGCAGAAGGAGAGGGAAACAGCAAAAAACUCUCCAAGAAGCGCGCUGCAACCACUGUCCUACAGGAGCUUAAGAAACUUCCACCUCUUCCUGUGGUUGAAAAGCCAAAACUAUUUUUUAAAAAACGCCCUAAAACAAUAGUAAAGGCUGGACCAGAAUAUGGUCAAGGAAUGAACCCCAUUAGCCGCCUGGCUCAAAUUCAACAGGCCAAAAAGGAAAAAGAGCCAGAUUAUGUUUUGCUUUCGGAAAGAGGAAUGCCUCGACGUCGGGAAUUUGUGAUGCAGGUCAAGGUAGGCAAUGAAGUUGCUACUGGAACAGGACCUAAUAAAAAGAUAGCCAAAAAGAAUGCUGCGGAAGCAAUGCUGUUACAACUUGGUUAUAAAGCAUCCACUAAUCUUCAGGAUCAGCUUGACAAGACAGGGGAAAACAAAGGAUGGAGUGGUCCGAAGGCUGGGUUUCCUGAACCAACAAAUAACACUCCAAAAGGAAUUCUUCAUUUGUCUCCUGAUGUUUAUCAAGAGAUGGAAGCCAGCCGCCACAAAGUAAUCUCUGGCACUACUCUAGGCUAUUUGUCACCCAAAGAUAUGAACCAGCCCUCAAGCUCUUUCUUCAGUGUAUCUCCCACAUCGAAUAGUUCAGCUACCAUUGCCAGGGAACUCCUUAUGAAUGGAACGUCUCCUACAGCUGAAGCCAUAGGUUUAAAAGGAAGUUCUCCUACUCCCCCUUGUUCUCCAGUACAGCCUUCAAAACAACUGGAAUAUUUAGCAAGGAUUCAAGGCUUUCAGGUAUGAAUUAAAAGCAAAAACAAAAACAAGAAAACAAAACAGUUCAUUAGCCCCAGAUCCUUCAUCUCUAUCCAUCAGAAAGCUCAUUCUUGCCUGCUAGUGCGACUUCUCUGCCACCUACAUUGCAAAUUAUUAGGCACACAGAGGACAGAAAAACGAGCCAUGUGCACGUGCCUCAUUGAAAUUUUUUUUCCAUUCUCUCUAGUAAGUCUUUUGCUGCCUGGCUCUCCUCCAUUUUCCUUCUCCUGCCUUUAUAAUUAUUAUUAUUAUUAUUAUUACUAUUAUUUUUAACAUUUUUCAUUCUCUGUUCUGUCUUCUGAUUGGUCUUGAUUGGGUCUAUUCCCCCACUCUGUCUUCCCCAAACAAAAGUUCUGCCUUCAUACUUUUGGUGUUAGUAUUUAGCACUAAGUCCUCCCUCAUUUUACAGGAAGCUUGAGUUUUUCUACUGAUGUCUUUACUUUCAUAACAGUUUUGAAUUUGGCAUUCUGUGGCUAGUAUCGAUUCAGGUAUACCGUGAAGGUACAACAUCCUAGAAGUCUGUUAUCUUAGGAGUUAAUCGAACAUGGUGUUAGAACAAUAAUAAAUGAUCUGUAGUCGUUUGAGGCAUAAAAACACGUGUCAUUUCACGGGAUCGUGUAUGGAACCGACUAGGGUAGCACCUGCCUCCUGUGAUACCCACACUUCUGUUUCACUGGGCAUUGGAAGCCUAGCUUAUGGUCCAGUUGUUGUGUAGGUGAAUCGGGGGAUGGAAACUUUUUUUCCCCUAUUUAGUCAUCAUUCUCUUUUGAAAAACAAACAACAGUGCUUUAGGGUAGUGCUUUUAAAAGAAUUGUUAACUCUAGGAAGAGGAAGUACCUGUGUUCUGACGUCUUAGUUGCCUUGAAAAUCCUGUAUGGAACUGUAACAGCUCCCAUGACUGGAUGAGCAGCAGCGGGCUUGUGUGUGGAAAGAACACCUGCCCCCUCAGAUUCCGCUCUUUUCAGCCCCUUUCCAUCGUAGUCUUAUUCCUUAAGACCCAAAGCUGUAAUUUCCUUUAGCAAUGCCCUAGAAGAUAUGUAUUGUGUAGAAUGAUCAUGUAUUUAUAAAAAAUUUUACAGAUUUAGAUAUAAGAGAGAAGAUCAUGUGUUUUGGGGGUAUUGUGCAUGUUUUUUUGUUUCCCUUCACAGAAACUUGAUUUUUUUCAAAUCUAUUGCGAGGUAGUCAUAGUGUUUUUAAUUAGACUAUUAAUAUGAACUCUAAAACACUGUUACCAGUUAUGGGCUCUGUCAUCUGAGAUUUUAAAGACUUAAUUUGAAAAUUAAACAUUUAGAAUUUGUUUUUGUUGUUUACCUUAAGAAUAACAAUAAACCACUGUUUAAAAUAAAAGGACCUUGAUUCAUACAGUUAAAAUACUGGGGAAAAACUAAGCAAAUUUUAGUUCUAUAACCUGAAUAGGAUGAACUAGAAAUAAAUUGUGAUAAAAAAAAUUCACUGUUUAUUUGCAAAUCUAGUUUAGAAAUGUCUGAAAGUUACACUGCAUUUACAUUUUUACAGAAACAAUGCACAGAUUGCAUUCAAGCUCUGAAUUGAUUUCUUGCUUAGAGAUGUUGUUGUGGUAGAUGUAAUUUUGCUGCCAGAAGAAAUACUUCAAUUUUUAAAUUUGUAUUUAUUUGUUAAUUCUUGGCAAUGACAACAACUAUAAUUCUAAAAUAUCUUUAGUCAGAAUAUAGAAUCUGUUUCCCUAUAUUCGGGCUGACUACUCAGACCCUUUUUUUUUUUUUUUUUUUCCGAGCUUAUGCUGAGAUAAUACAGUCUUAUUUAUAGAUGAGUUAAACAUUUCCAAAUUGGUGUACUGUGAUUUUUCCGUACUAAUGAAUAUGAACAGAUGGUUUUAAAACCUUACUGUGCUUCUUUGGUCAAAUGAGCUUGGUGUUGAUAUGAACUAUUGUGUCACUGACGGACUGCAGCCUGCAGCUGUGCGGUGAACAGAAUCUGUGCGCAGUGGCUGCAUGUCCCGUCCGGCGCCUAGUGCGUCCUCAUAAACGUCACGGUAGCAGAGUCUUUGUGGUUAAGUUUUAAAAGGCGAUUUCUUUAUAGGUAACUUGCUCAGGUACGUUUACCUGGUAGAAAAACAUGUAGAUUGUUGCUUUUCCUUAAAUGUUUUUAAUUGAACUGUAGUUUAGAAAUGGUAGGGCCAGCUUGUUACAGAUUCCAUGCUGUUGUGUUAUUUUUAUUUCUGGAAUUUAAAAACAAUAAAUUCUGUGUUUCGAGGUUAGUACUUUUAAAAUUUUGUUAUUGUACACUGAAUAGAUAUUACUGCUUAUUGAAUGUUGUAUAAACUCUGGCCUUCUGUGCCCUUCUUGACAUUUGAUUUAAGCCUAUCAGAGCCAUUGUAUGUGACAGCUAUAUUGUAUUACAAAGUAAAAAAAUAUAUUAGUGUACUGAAAACAAAGUCGUUUUAACUUUUAAAUUUUUUCAUUAUCCACUCUUAAUUGAAAUUUAUAAGUUACGGAAGCUUAUUUGCUCACCAGAAUGAGGUAUUAAGCUCACAUCCUUUUGCUUAAAUCUACAGAGUAAUUUAAAUGAUUAUACAAUUAAAGUUAUUAUUAAUAAAGCUGACUUCGCAGGUCAGAAUUUGACUGAACACUUGGACUUCUCAGUAAUUCUUUUAUCCUUGCCUGGGGUCACCUAAAGUUUUUAUCACAUUUUAGAUGCAGACCUUUGGAUUGCUGUCAUAAACAAAUAUUUGUUUCUUUGAAGUUUCAUUGAGUACAGUUUAAUUAUCCUCUUUUAAAACUGAAUGUUCUUACUGAUUUGUUAUUUUUUAGAAAAAAAUUUAAUAUCAGUAGUUCUGUGAAGUUCAGACUUUGUCCAGCCCAGUCAGUAUGCUUCUAUAACUUCUAUCCAUUUCAUAAAAAUUCAUUUGAAAUAUAGUUAUAAUAGUGUUUGGGGCUCCUUGGUGCAUAUCUUGUUAUCCUUUCAUUAUAAUACCAAAAUGUUUCAAAAUCAUUCAGCAUUUUAAAGACAGUUAUUAUGGAGGAGGCAUUUUUGAGAUGCUGUGCAUUUAGCUAAGGUAGAACUUUGUUUUGUAGUGUUAUAAUUUACUCUAAGUUUUUACAUCUUUAAUAUGUUUUUUCAUGGUAAUUAUAUUAGAAAUCUCUCUAUAUAAUUAAGUAUAAGCAGUGUCACUGUUUAAAAGAGUCAUUAGAAAAGUGAUUAGAUUGAAAAUUAAAAUGAAUUAUUUUAGUAAAUUGUCCUUUGUAGAUGGAUUUAAUUUUAACUCUUUAGUGUAUAACCCCCUUGUAAUUAUCAUCCACUGAGCAGUGUUGUUUUCAAAACUUUCAGAGUAAAAUAUCAUAAACUAGAUUUGUUUUUCUCCCAUGCAGAAUGUAAAGAAGCACUUGGCAUCUUAGUUAAACCAUAAUUAGUUUAUUAAAUAAAAAUCAGUAAGUGUUUCCUAAGGGGACUUUUCAUUAUUGUGAGUUUUAGAUAUUGGUGCCAUUUUUAACAAGAUGAGAAUGUCAGUAGAAGGCUUAAAAAUACCUAAUUAAGAACUUUCUUUUCAAAUACAGUUCAAACCAUACAUUUCAACAAAUAUGUCUCCUUUUUUGACGUUUAAUUUGAUGAUAACAUUCUUCUUUUAUGUUUAUAGGCUUCUUUUAAGUAUUUAUUUUUGACAUGUUUGACAUACACAAUUAACAGUAUGACCUUAGUACAGAUCACACUGAGAUAGGACAUAGGCGCUGGGGUUUGGCCAAAUUGAGAACCAACCUUUUCCUUUCUCCUUUUUUCUUAUUUCCUCUAUACCUCACUUUUUGUAAACUAUGUAUUUAUCAUUAAAGUGGGUGUUUGCACUUUUUUUUUGAAGAGUGAGGAAUCCAUUUCUUUUCAAAGACCAAGUAAAAUUUUAUAAGUAAAAUUUUGUAGACUUAUAAUAGGAAAAUAUGGAGAAAGAAAUCAUGCAUAUACAUAUACUCCUUCACUUGGAGGUAUAUUCUUUCUCUUUCCUAAUUUGUCCUUGAAACAUAACUUAGCAUGUCACUUCUGCGCCCAAAUUUUCAUCUGUAUUGUUACACGAUGGUUGUAUAAAGUGAUGAGAAAUUACUCAGUGUACAAUGAACAAAACACAUUUGUGGGUUUGGCAUAGGGUCAAGAGAUUCUGCUUUAAUUUAUAGUCACUUCUUAAAAAUCCUUCUUGAGUCUAGCCUUCAUUACUUUCCAAAGACCUUGGAGAAAUUGGAUGAAUUCUCUUGAAGGUUUGGUCUUCUAUAGUAACUGAAGACCUUAGGUUUGUUCUUCAUAUGGGCAGUCCACAUUCAUGCAAACUGACUUAUUGAUACACGUGGCCAAACCCUCAAGGGUCUGCAAAACUAUAUACCACAUAACUGUACUUCAUAAAAACCAGCAGAAUUACAGUUUGAAUCACUUUGCUAAAAUUUCCAACUCUUUAGAGAAAAAUAUUACAUUCAGAAGAAAUAAAUCCUGAUGCAUAUAAAAACAUACUGUGAUGGGUAACACCAAUGCAAAUAAGAAUCAAGCAGGCCUUGGUAAAACAGUCCAUUAUUAUUGGAUCAACUAUUCCAGACUAAGUCACUCCACCCUAAAUCACUGCAUAAUGUAAUCAGAAGGACAAAGAUACUCAUUUUGAGCCUUGAUACACCAGCACAUACAUAGGAAGACACACAUUUCAAAGAAAGUGAUAUACAAACACGAAGGAGCUCUCCUAACACAGGGACUUUGAUGUGGAUCCGAAAUGAGCUACUGCUUGUUGAAAAAAAUAUCUGCCAUUUUGUGUCAGUCAUCUCAAAGUAGAAGUAUCUGUAGCCUUUUCUGUUUGAAUCAGAAGGGAUUUCAGGGAGUUCCCAUCGUGACUCGGUGGUUAGCGAAUCCGACUAGGAACCAUGAAGUUGCGGUUCGAUCCCUGCCCUUGCUCAGUGGGUUGAAGGAUCCGGCGUUGCCGUGAGCUGUGGUGUAGGUUGCAGACGCGGCUCGGAUCCUGCAUUGCUGUGGCUCUGGCGUAGGCUGGCAGCUACAGCUCCGAUUCAACCCCUAGCCUGGGAACCUCCAUAUGCCACGGGAGCUGCCCAAGAAAUGGCAAAAAAAAAAGGGGGGGGGAUUUCAACUCAACAUGAGAAUUCUAUUUGGAAUUAUUCGAAAAUCAGUAGUUAAUUAUCUCUUCGAUCAAUUUGAAGAGAGGGAAAUUUUUUUUUCAUUUUAAGGUGAAUUUCAUUUCCCUUUUCUAGAAAAGGUUGGCAGUGAUGUGAUUUUUACUUAGUAACAUAACAUUAACUGUAGUACCUUUCAUGUCAGGUGGGGACCUGCAUUCUUAUAUUCCUUCUAAGUCAUGUUGAAAUUAUCUAUUUCCCUCUCUCCAGCAUUCAGCUACGGCUAUUUUUUUUUUUUUUUUUUUUUUUUCCGCGAAUGACAGUAUCUAAGAUAGCAGAUGUAUUGUUCUCUUCUCACCCCGGACAACUCUUGAGAAAGAGAACAACGUGCGGAAUACUGCCUGUGAAGGAUUUCUGCACACUGAAAAAAACUGCUUUAACAUACCAGGGGCAUUAGGAGAUGUAAACGAAACUAACAUUUAUUGACUGUCUUGUUUUAUAUCAGAUGGUGAAGGAGGCAUUAUGUAUGUUAUUUCAUGAUGUGGCAGAAGUGCCUGGUACAUUUUGGCUUCUUGCUUAUAAGUCCUUAUUUUGUAAGCCUGAUCCCUGAAGAAAGGACUAGGCUCCAGGGUCUUCUGGAUGUUGUUUUGGUUUAGUCAUAGGUUUCAUUAAUACAUUUAUUUAUGCCUUCUGCUAUGUAUACAACAGAGUCUGAGUCAUUUAAAAAUUCUCUUUUGGGCUGGAAAGAACUUGAGAUUUUAUUCAAAGAUAUAAUUUUAUUAUACGAAUACAAUUGAUAGAAUUCUAGUUCAUUUUAAACCCUGACAGAUUUUAGGUUCAGGAAGGUUCUGCCAUCUUAACAUGAUACAUCAAAAAGCAGAUUUAACUGUCAGAGAUAAGAGAUAUUUAAAGAACUUUUAAGACAUUUUUAUCUGUAGAAUUGUCCUUUUUUUAAAGAAAAGUUCAGAAUGAAGUCCUAUAGUGGAACAUUUGAGAAAACAAGAACAACUGUUGGGAAAUGAUACAAAGUUUACAGAUUCAAAAACUCUUAAUAAGAGAAAAAUGUAGAAAGUCCAUUAAGAAUAGUUCUCAAGGAGUUCUCCUGUGGUGCAGUGGGUUAAGGAUCCGGCAUUGUCACUGCAGUGGCUCAGGUCACUGCUGUGGCAUGGGUUCCAUCUGUGGCUGGGGAACUUCCACAUGUCAUGGGCAUGGCCAAAAACAAAAGAAAAAAAAAGAGUAGUUCUCAAUAAUUUCAGCAUACAUGUGCACAGUUGGAUGGAUAUAAAGUUAAUGUGGCUGUGGAAUGUCAUCUCAUUGCAUACUGGAAUUGAUUUAGCUAAACAACAGGAAAUGGAACAUUUGUUUGUUCACGCUGGGCAAAUUCUUAAUAAGUACCUGCACACCUUGGGAGCACACCAAGCAGUGGGCACAGGAAGAGUUACGGUCAAGUGGGGGACAGACAGACAGGAAAAGAAAACCACUGAACAGAAGCUUGGCCGCUACUACAGUUUAGUCUGGUCUCCAGGGAUCUGUGUUUGAACAUUACACAUUUUGAUAAAAAGUAAUGAAUUGUUUGUAGCAUGCUGCACAAGUAAUGUAGGGAAUGCCUUUCCACGUAAUAAGCAUCACUGUAGUUAUAAUAUGGUAAGUGAACCCUUGAGGUGUGGUUAGCCAUGUCAAGAAUCAUGGAUGGGGGACUUCUCUGGUGGCCUAGUGAUUAGGACUUGGUGCUUUCACCACUGCUGUGGCCUGGGUUCGAUUCUGGCCUGGAAACUGAAAAGUCAACAUCAAUCUGCUACAUGCUGCAGGCAAAAAAAAAAAAAAAGAAAGAAAGAAUCUUAGACUGGAAUGAACAACUC
Messenger RNA from Sus scrofa (pig), 8752 nucleotides. The record is from RefSeq and is a predicted model, not a curated record. Lineage: Eukaryota; Metazoa; Chordata; Mammalia; Artiodactyla; Suidae.